AUGACGCAACUAGAGACUCCAAUCAACUUCGACGCAAGGCACCGAUGGUUCCACAGACCUGACUUCUUAAGACAGUUAGAUGAGGAGUGGCCCACAGAAGUCAAGUCAGUGCGUGAGAAAACUGGCGAGAAUAUAAUAUGUCAUGAACAGAAGACCCACUACGAAUACUUACCCGAUAUGAACAACAUUGCUAAAUGGCAAGUGCUUAUGUGCACUACGGGACGUGUGCUACAAUUUACAUAUACGUGUCCAAAAGGCAUAUUACGGCAGCAGCGAAAUGCAAGCGCGCACGGAAGAACGUCCAUAAAGAUCCCGUUUUAA
This is a messenger RNA of Parnassius apollo (apollo), 321 nucleotides long. Lineage: Eukaryota; Metazoa; Arthropoda; Insecta; Lepidoptera; Papilionidae. The record is from the annotation of a GenBank genome assembly.